CCUGCCUGCUUAGUGCUGGCUGUGACUGUAGACUACAAAUCCCAGAAACACCUGAAAGCAGGAAGAGGAAGUGAUGAGCAACCCUGUAGAGUCAUGCUGUUAUGAUUGUGUACUGCAAAUCCCAGAGACCUUGGGGGCAGCAGGAAGAGGAAGCAAACACAGCCCAUGUAGCUACGUGCCAGAGAGCUGUGCUCUAGCACCACCCUGGCUUCUGCCUUGAGCCAGUACAGUUGAAAAAGCUCACUGCUUGAAGAAAUACAACAGUUAAAAGUUCCUCUGUGAAUUGCUGACCAAACAGCAGCACACACCAACACAAAUGUAUGCUUACACCCACCAAGGUGACAAUAGUGGAUGGGCAAAUAUAUUUGACAUGGUCCAUGGAAAGCCUAAUUAUCUGGACUUAUCAGAAGAGUGCUGUCUCCACCAGUACCCAGAAAGUUGUGACUGCAUAGAAACUGAAUUAGAAUGUGUAGAUGUUAAUUUAAAAUCUGUUCCACUUGUUUCAAGCAAUGUCACCCUACUGUCUCUUAAACACAACCAGAUCCAUGCUCUUCCAGAUGAAGUUUUCAGCAGAUAUACAGAAGUGAAGAAAAUAUUUCUGCAACAUAAUUGCAUUCAGACAAUAUCAAGAAAAGCAUUUUUUGGAUUAUACAAACUUCAGAAAUUAUAUCUCAGUCAUAAUUGCAUCACCAGUCUGAAACCUGGGAUAUUCAGAGACCUACACAAAUUGAAAUGGCUAAUUCUAGAUGAUAACCCAAUAGUGAAAAUUUCACAAAAACUAUUUACUGGUCUAAAGUCCUUGUUUUUUCUGUCUAUGAUAAACAACUCACUUGUGACCCUUCCAGGGAAAAUAUGCACUCAAAUGCCUCUUAUUAACUGGAUGGAUUUUGAAGGUAAUCACAUUAAAGCCUUAACUAAUGCCACCUUUCUGGAAUGUAAUGCACUCACGGUGCUGUGUCUUCGUGGAAAUCAAAUUCAUUUUGUGCCUGAAAAGACAUUUUCUUCCUUAAAACAUUUGGGAGAACUGGAUCUGUCUAAGAACAUAAUUACUGAAUUACCACAUUAUAUCUUUAAAGACCUGAAAUAUUUACAAAAACUUAAUUUGUCUUUCAAUUCACUUUCUCACCUCUAUGAGGAUCAGUUUGAGAGUCUUCAACAACUUCAGUCUUUAGACUUGGAAACAAUAGAGAUCCCAAAUAUAAAUGCAAGGAUGUUUCAGCCCUUGAGGAACCUUUCCCACAUGUACUUCAAAAAAUUUCGGUAUUGCUCCUAUGCUCUCCAUGUCCGAAUAUGCACUCCAUUAACAGAUGGGAUUUCAUCAUUUGAGGACCUCUUAGCUAACAAUGUUCUAAGAGUAUUUCUCUGGGUCAUAGCUUGCAUUACAUGUUUUGGCAAUCUUUUUGUCAUUGGAAUGAGAUCGUUCAUCAGAGCUGAAAACAAAACACACACUAUGUCUAUCAAAAUGUUGUGUUGUGCUGAUUGUCUAAUGGGUGUGUAUUUGUUCUUCAUUGGAAUCUUUGAUGUUAAAUACCGUGGAGAGUAUAAAAAAUAUGCCGUGCUGUGGAUGGAAAGCUUACCAUGUCAUAUCAUGGGGUUUCUGGCCAUGUUGUCUACAGAAGUCUCUGUCCUUUUGUUGACAUAUCUGACUUUGGAAAAAUAUUUAGUGAUUGUCUUUCCCUUCAGUAAUAUCCGACCAGGAAAACAUCAAACAGUAAUAAUCCUUGUUUCCAUAUGGAUUAUUGGAUUUGUUAUAGCAAUAAUCCCAUUUGGGGAUGAGGACUUUUUUGGAAAUUAUUAUGGGAAAAAUGGAGUUUGUUUCCCACUUUAUUCUGAUCAAACAGAAGAAAUUGGAGGCAAAGGGUAUUCUUUUGGCAUUUUUCUUGGUGUGAACCUACUUGCCUUCAUCAUAAUAGUGUUUUCAUAUGUCAGUAUGUUUUAUUCCAUAAAAAAAACUGCCCUUCAGACAUCAGAAGUCAGGAGCCAUAUUCAUAGGGAUGUUGCUGUUGCCAAUCGAUUUUUUUUUAUAGUAUUCACUGAUGCCAUCUGCUGGAUUCCUGUUUUUGUUAUAAAAAUCCUCUCUCUGUUCCAAGUGGAAAUUCUAGACACAGUCACUUCCUGGAUAGUGAUAUUUAUUCUACCAAUAAACAGCGCGUUGAACCCAAUUCUCUACACUCUAACAACAACUGUCUUUAAGGAGAAGUUAAAACAGUUUCUGCACAGUCAUCGAAGGAGGUCUGUUUUAAAAAAUGACAGAAACAGCUUGGCUACAUCAGUGUGCACAGGUGGUUCCCUAAUUCACGCCUCCUCAUUUAAACUUGGAUUAUUAAACAAACAAUCCUUGGGGAUAGUAAAAUUAACUUAAUCAUACAAGUGAUGGUUUUUCAGCGAGAUCAUGGGAACUGGAUCUCAAUGGAUUGCAGUAAUGCUAAUCUCUUUGAGAUUUAUUUAGAAAUUUCUUUGUCAUUGCCACCUCUGUAUUCAUCUUCCCAUAAAAUAAUAAAAGCAACAGCUGGUAGUUUAUCUGGGUGUCGUGUUAAGGUUCAAAGCAAGCAUGCUGAAUGUUGGAACUGAAAACAAUGACACAUUUCUAUUAUUCAUUCCAUUUCCCCAGUCACCAAUUAUACUAGCAGUUCCCUAUUAUAGCCUUUGUAACACUGAAGAAAUACAGAAGUAAAAAUUUCCAAAAAUGAUUUGGCUAAGUGAGAUUAUAAGUAGUUUUCACCAAGGAUGAAAACUGCCAGUGGGCAGUAGGCCAGCACACACUCUGUGCACCAUGGAAGUCCAGUUUCAUUCUGUUGGAUGUUAAUAGAAUAUAGGCACUCUGUUGGCUGUCUGCAGAGAGAUGAAUGCCCCCUUGAGCACAUAAUUUCACAUGCCAACCACACAAGACAUAAUUAAAGGUCAUUCUUUUAGUGCAUCUCAGGGUUUGUUAAUCCCAGUUAGAUCUGACUUGGUGCAACAGAGUAGCCAUCUUUAUUCUAUGAACAAAAGGCUUAACUGAAUGUUCUUCAAGCAUAACAGGAGACAAACACAACAUAGAAUGUCCCCAUCUAUUGGGAGGAGCGUGUGUUGUACACACUGACACACACAUGUGCACCUCAUCCCUCCUAGGUAACAUUUUCCUUUAAGUACUUGGGCCAGAUGGUGACUUGCCUCAGAUGACAUGAUUCAAAACUGACUGGGGAAAAAUAGAUGGAGGCCUAACAGACCACAAAGAAGGCCAGCUGGGUUUUGAGCCUGUUCCAAAAUAUGUGUAAGAAUCAAAAGGAAGAGACUAACCUGAUUGAAGAAGAACCCAGGCAGAGCAGGGAAUACAAGCAGCUGUUGCAAGGAGGACAGUUGUGUGCCUGGGUACUAGGCAAGGAGGUGGAAAUGGAUGGAGUGGAGUAGAGUUUUAUGUUGUUGACUGGAGAGUCUGUUGGUGUUUUCCAUUGUGUGUAUUGUUUAUCUGGUAUUGUAAGCCAGGCUAAGCCUUUCUGGAUAGGGUGAGGUAUAAAUGUAAGUAAUAAUAAUGUUAAUGUAGUGUUAGAGUGAUGUUGUAGCCAUGACUGUCGAGGAAUGAUGUAAGAGGCAAGAAUUUCCUAGGGUGAUACAUUAUUGGACCAAUUGCAUAGUUGGGAUAGAGUUAGACAAGCUUUUGAAUAAAGAAUGUCUAUGCCAGGGGUAGGCAACAUUUUUGCCAGAGUGCCAAAAAUACCACAAUGCCUACCUUAUAGGAUGCCAGAGUGCUGGCACACCAGAAAAACAAAACUGGGGUGGGGGGCACAUGGCAGGACACACUGCAUAUUAAUAUAGUUAAUAAUCAUAAAUGCUGCUUUUUUAUGGUAAAUACCAAAUUUUCUAAAAAUUCUACAGGAGGUAACAAUAAAUAAAACUUCAUAUACUACCUUUA
Alligator mississippiensis (American alligator) is the source of this 3892-nucleotide messenger RNA. RefSeq names its product relaxin family peptide receptor 2 (gene RXFP2). Gene Ontology annotation, cellular component: membrane. Lineage: Eukaryota; Metazoa; Chordata; Crocodylia; Alligatoridae. The record is from RefSeq and is a predicted model, not a curated record. Bases 317 to 2362 code for a protein of 681 amino acids. Gene Ontology annotation, molecular function: G protein-coupled receptor activity; protein binding. The transcript is spliced from 18 exons. Gene Ontology annotation, biological process: G protein-coupled receptor signaling pathway.